GAGACUCAACCGGAACCAACUGCAAAAAAAAAAUUACAGGCCGGAAGAGUCACAAGCGAAAGACUGACAAGCCAAUGACCGAGGCAGAACGGUUCAUUCAAAAGUGGACACCAAAUGAAGAAUCGUUGUUGGUGUCCGCUUGGGUUGACGUCUCGGAGCAUCCUAUCGUUGGAAAGGAUGAUAAUGGGAAUGGUAGAGAAAUAGGGCCAAUGAUAGACGAGUGCUAUGACAAAUACUUCGUGGGCAUUACUGCAAAUUGGAGCCCUGCCGAUUUCUGCCACGCCAUUUGCCAAACCGUCGAAGAUAUUAACGCAUGCAUAGGCAGCACACAGAUUCGGGUGCCCAAAGCUGAGACGCUUGAGCUAGCAUACAAGAAACAUCACAAAGAGGAAGGCAAAAAAUUGAGCAAGGAAGAGUUUCAGAAGAUACUCCAAGAAAUAAUAAUGGAGGCGGGCGUGACGGGGAUUGGCGCCAAAGACAUACUCUUCUACCUCUUUGGUGUCCCCGUCACGGCUCUGUUUAUCAAGCAAAGAAUCCUCCCCGCCUCCGCCGUCCCCAACGAGCUCUUCAUCCCCGCCAUCACUUCCGCCACCGUCUUCCUCCUCGCCAAACUCAACAAGAUUUGAUCCAAUCCAUUUGUUUUAAUUACUAAUUUCCCUGUGUAAAGAAGAAUCAUUUACUUCGUAUUUAUUUUAGUUUCAUAUAUAUUCUCAUGGCAUUCACCUUAGCUGGUUGAGAACUAGAGAUACUUAUUACAUUAGGAGAAUUUAUCUAUAUCAUAUUAAAACAUAGUCUAUUUC
Cuscuta campestris is the source of this 800-nucleotide messenger RNA. The record is from the annotation of a GenBank genome assembly. NCBI's taxonomy places the organism in Eukaryota, Viridiplantae, Streptophyta, Magnoliopsida, Solanales, Convolvulaceae.